AUGUGGAGUCCUUUUAAACUCAUCCGGACGUUAUUCCGAUGGGUCAGAAUCUUCCUUCGACGUGGCUUCAUCGUCACACUGCCAUUGACUCUUUUCUACGUUGGGUUUGGGGGCAUUGUAGGCCUGCUUCUGGCCGACUAUGAGACUCGGCAAUAUUUUGCCUCUAUGAGGCAUCUCGAACAAAGCAUACUGUCCGUACGGGAGUUGGAUCAGUUCUCCAUACCUGGUGUGCCGGACAUUCACAACCAUGGAGUCGCGCCAUAUUGGGUCCCCCAGCUCCGUGAUCCUACCAACUGGUGGACGAAGCUCGGCCUGGAGCGGUUUGACGUUUCCCCCGUCUUUGAGGAGAACGACGUGCCAUUGAACCAAUUUGCCUUUCCGAACUCACUGUACAGGAAAACAGAUGGGGAGGACGAGGGCGCGUGCUGGCACCACUGGGUCUACGCCUCAGACAACAUCCUGCACAUUCGCGAGCUGUUCUUCAACCCCUGGGACAGUGCGUUCAACGAGCUCCUCCAGUACCACUACGCAAACCCGGCGCCCUGCAAUGCAAGCUUCCACUACGUCACGUGUCCCGACUCGUUCCUCUGCGACAUCUGGAAGACAAGAGGCCCUGCGCUCAUUCACUUCACGACGGAGAAGGUGGACCUCUGGUCGGGUGAGCACGAGAAGGCGAGGGAGGCCGUUGCAGGCUACACCCCAGUCACGGCGCGCAUCCUCGAGUUUCCCAUGGGCAGACACGGGGGGGUGUCACUUGCGCCUGGUGUUUUCCCGACCCCCUUCAACCAGAUGAAGAGCGUCACGAGCGACCCGUAUCUCUGGCAAGCACACGUUCCUUGGAAAGCUCAGCAUCAAACGCAUGUCCGGCUCAACGAGAUCAUUGAACGAAAAAGUAGAGAGUAUCCGGGAUCCUUUGGAAGAGUCAAAAAGCUGGAUAGGUGGCUUUUGGAUAAGAUGAUCCAACCCUGGGGUCUGGAAAUCCCACGCACGAUCGCCAUGGCGGUUGGGAUGCUGACAAGCGCUCUCGGCUGGAGAUGCGUCAAGCUAUCAAGGCAGUUGAUCAGUGCCGUUUUGGGCGCAGAGGACGGUAAGAGGAUAGAUCCUGAGGCUUGGAUGGAGGAGCAGUGGGCGGCAAUGGAGCAGACGGAGCCGAAUUUCGUCGCCCAGGCGAUGCGGGACUUUUUCGACACGGAGCGUGGCAGCGUCUAUGAGGAGAAAAUGAAGGCUUCUCCUGAAGGACAGGAAGUGUUAGAUGCUAUUUGGGACAUUGCGAGAAAGGGGAAGGGACAAAGUGAGGGAAGGUGUGACGAUGGUGAGAAUAUUAAGGCACAGGCGAUGUAG
Messenger RNA from Clonostachys solani, 1341 nucleotides. NCBI's taxonomy places the organism in Eukaryota, Fungi, Ascomycota, Sordariomycetes, Hypocreales, Bionectriaceae. The record is from the annotation of a GenBank genome assembly.